Molecule: messenger RNA, 2492 nt
Organism: Dipodomys ordii (Ord's kangaroo rat)
Lineage: Eukaryota; Metazoa; Chordata; Mammalia; Rodentia; Heteromyidae
Gene: Txndc11
Product: thioredoxin domain containing 11
Exons: 10
Coding region: 234-2378 (714 amino acids)
Source: RefSeq, a predicted model, not a curated record
UUCUGGGCUACUUUGAGUUCAGCGGCUCGCCACAACCUCCCGGCUAUUUGACUUUCUUCGCCUCAGCCCUGCACUCGCUGAAGAAAGCUACCUGGUCAUCAGUCUGCAAAUAACUUGGAAGUGUGCUGGUGCCGGGAUGCCAAGAGGAGAGCUCAGUCCUGCCUCUCGGGUGUGAGAGUGGAGCUCUGUGUGCCACCCACCCCCUCCAAGGCUGUCUGUUGUUUGAUCUGCACAUGACGACUGGCACCUGCUCCUCAUGGGUUUCUCAGUGUUGGCUGGAUUCCCCUUCCGCACAGCAGGAGCUGUUGACAUUGUGUGUAUUGAAUUACCUAGGAACAGUACGAUUUGGGGUUAUCACAAAUAAACAUCUUGCGAAACUGGUAUCCUUAGUACACUCUGGAAGUGUGUAUUUACAUAGACAUUUCAACACAUCACUUGUCUUCCCCAGGGAGGUCAUGAACUUCACAGCUGAGAACAUCUAUAAGUGGGCCUCGGAAAACCAGGAGCUGCUCUUCCGAUGGCUGCGGCCCCAUGGGGGUAAGAGUCUGCUGCUGAAUAACGAGCUGAAGAAGGGACCAGCGCUGUUCCUGUUCAUACCCUUUGACCCCUUAGCCGAAAGGCAUCCUCUCUUAGAUGAGAUCACCCAAGUGGCCUUGGAGUACAACAACUGUCACAGGGACCAGGUGGUGGAACGGCUUCUUCAGCACCUGCGGCGGGUAGAUAUGCCUGGCCUCCAGUCCCUGGCACCGGAGCCACUGGCCCCGCUUCAAGAUGCCCCGCUGAGGCCAGCGUCCCCCUGCUGUAACACUGUGGUGCUGCCCCAGGGGCACACCUUCUCCAGGACCCACAAUGUGUGCGAGCUGUGUGUCAACCAGACGGUGGGGGGCACCAAGCCCAGCUCAGUCAGCGUGCCACACUGCAGCUUCUUUGAGAUGGCGGCAGCUCUGGAUUCCUUCUACCUCAAGGAACAGACCUUUUACCAUGUGGCAUCGGGCAGCAUGGAGUGCAGCAAUUUUUUAACUUCCUACAGCCCUUUCAGCUACUGCACUGCAUGCUGUAGGACCAUACACCGCGGUGUGGCAGGCUUCAUUGAUUCUGAGCAAGAAGCCUUCGAAACCCCUGCUGUGGCAUUAUCUCCCCUGGAGAAGUGUGAGGCCACCACCCCCAGCCCCGUUCCUCACAUUGAGGAGAACAGGUAUCUCUUUCCAGAAGUGGGCCUCACUAGCACAGCCUUCACGGGCCUGAGCUGCAGAACCAACAAGACCCUCAACAUCUACCUUUUGGAUUCCAAUUUAUUUUGGUUAUAUGCAGAGAGACUGGGUGCUCCAAGCUCCACUCACGUGAAAGAAUUUGCCACAAUUGUGGAUGUGAAAGAAGAGUCUCACUAUAUCUUGGAUCCAAAACAAGCCCUCAUGAAGUUCACCCUAGAAUCUUUUAUUCAAAACUUCAGUGUUCUCUACAGUCCCUUAAAAAGACAUCUCAUUGGAAGCAACUCCGCCCAGUUCCCUUCUCAGCAUCUAAUCACUGAAGUGACAACUGAUACCUUCUGGGAAGUGGUCCUUCGGAAGCAGGAUGUUUUGCUGCUUUACUACGCCCCGUGGUGUGGCUUCUGUCCAUCCCUCAAUCACGUCUUCAUCCAGCUUGCUCGGCUCCUGCCAGGGGACGCACUCACUGUGGCCAGGAUUGAUGUGUCUCAGAAUGAUCUUCCUUGGGAAUUUAUGGUUGACCGUCUCCCUACCAUUUUGUUUUUUCCCUGCAACAGAAAGGACCUAAGUGUGAAGUACCCCGGAGACCUCCCCGUUACCCUCCCGAAUCUGCUGAAGUUCAUCUUGCAUCACUCAGACCCCACCCCUGCCCCCCAGAACUUGGCCAACCCUCAAGAAUGUCUUCAGAGCGAAGUGGCCUUAAAGCAGGGCCACAUGGCCCACUUGGAGAGAGAGAUGCAAAGGCUGCGAGCAGAGAGGGGCAGCCUGCACCGGGCACAGGUGCAGGUGGAGGGCCGGCUGUCACGGGCACGCAGGGACGGGCGCCGCCUGCUGCGGCAACAGCAGAACCUGGAGCGGCAGCACAGCCUGCUCCGGCGGCACGGCCAGCAGCUGCAGGCCCUGUACGCACAGAAGGCCCGAGAGCUCCAAGACCUGGCCGCCCACUCUGAGAUACUCUCCGAGAACAACACAUGGCUCAAGGUCCUCAUGGCCACUAUGGAGAGGCACCUGGAAGGUCAAGAUCACGCUGAGAACCCCGCUCCCCCCAAAGAGGCACACCCUGACCCCCCCAAGCCUCCAGGUGCCCCCCACUUACCUGGCGGCUCCUCUCCGUCUUCCAGCACCAGCGCCACACUGGCACCUGAGAGGAAGAAUGAGAAUAGGACAGACUAACAUUGACAUGAAGGAAUCAGAGGUGAAAUGUACAUUGGGAAUGUAUUUAUGCAAAUUUUAUUGAAAUUUAUUGUAAAUAAAGAUUUUCUCAGUCGUCUAGAAAAUGGACUUGAA